This is a messenger RNA of Prorocentrum cordatum, 708 nucleotides long. Lineage: Eukaryota; Dinophyceae; Prorocentrales; Prorocentraceae. The record is from the annotation of a GenBank genome assembly.
AUGGAGGAGGUUCUCGCCAGCCGCGUGCGGCGGGUCUUCUGGCUCAGAGGGAAGGCGCUGGAGCACUUCGAGAACUGUUUGGACUGCCCGUUCGAAGGCCUCACGGUCGCGGCUCGAGCGACCCAACAAAGCGGGCACAGCACGGGCAAGAGCGGCAAGGCAGCGGAGAGACUCGAUAUGUGCUUCAAUGUGCUGCGCCAUCUCACGGAGCAGAACGCGCACAAGUACGCCAGGGAGUUCGGCAUCACCGAGGCUGGCUGCCCCCGGAAGUCGCCCACCAGCAGCACCGAGAGCGACUGGGAGCAGCAAGGCCUCGGCAGCUUGCCGAAGGACCCCCACGCCAUCGCGCAGGACGACAUCGAGGAUCGGCUCGACGACCUGAAGGCGAUGCUGUACGACAUCCACGCGGACCUCAAGGCCGCCACCCCCCAGGCCGUCCCUGAGGGCGGAGUGGCGCCCGUUCGGUGGGAACGCGCUGUCAAUGGGCCCCCUCCAGCAGGACCCUCAAAGCAGUGCGUGGGGGCUGCCCAGGCAGUCAGCGUGCACAUCGAGUUCGAGGAGAUCCCUGCUGUCCCAUCUUUCGACGCCACGGCCGAGAAGCACGAGACGGCGAAGAAGGCGGGGCUCGCCGAGACACCCGAGCGGGGCGACGGCGGCGAGCUGCAGCAACAGCUCGCCGUCAGCCUGCCGCGCAACCAGCGACCGUGA